GGGCAGCGUCUCCCCGGCGCACUCAGCACACCUCGCCGCCAUCCAUGCUCUGACAGGCUGGAGCGAGCUUGGCUGUUUUUUUUGUUGUUGUUGUUUGUUUUGGCCACGUUCUGGUCAGCAGACAGGCUAGAACAUGGCGCCGUCGGGCUCGCGUAACAUCAAGAGGGACUGCCGGAGAGUUUUGUACUGGAUCCCGGUGCUGUUCAUCUGGCUCAUCGUGGCGUGGUCUUACUACGCCUAUGUCGUGCAGCUCUGCAUAGAAACAAUUGAAAACCUGGGAGAGAAAAUAGUUUACCUCCUGGCGUAUCAUAUGUUCUUCAUCAUGUUUGUAUGGGCAUACUGGCAAACCAUCUUCACCAAACCUAUGAAUCCACUUAAAGAGUUCCACCUGUCACACUCGGACAAAGAACUGUUGGAGCGAGAGGAUCGUGGGGAAUCUCAGCAGGAAAUUUUGCGAAGAAUAGCCAAGGAUUUACCCAUUUACACUCGCACAACGUCUGGAGCUAUUCGCUAUUGUGAGCGGUGUCACCUUGUGAAACCUGACAGAUGUCAUCACUGUUCAGUCUGUGAUAAGUGCAUCUUGAAGAUGGAUCACCACUGUCCAUGGGUAAACAACUGCGUGGGCUUCUCGAACUACAAGUUUUUUACACUUUUUCUUGCAUAUUCACUGCUAUAUUGCCUCUUCAUCACUGCGACAGACUUGCAGUACUUCAUUAAAUUUUGGACUAACGGGCUGCCUGACACUCAAGCCAAGUUCCACAUCAUGUUCCUAUUCUUCGCCUCCUCCAUGUUCUCAGUCAGUCUGGCUUCGCUGUUUUCCUAUCACUGCUGGCUUGUCUGCAAAAAUAGGUCCACUUUGGAGGUCUUCCGUGCACCUGCCUUCCGACAUGGAACAGACAAGAAUGGCUUUAGUCUGGGAGUCAGCAAAAACCUCCGCCAAGUCUUUGGUGAUGAAAAGAAAUAUUGGCUUCUGCCGAUUUUUUCCAGUCAGGGUGACGGCUGCUCCUUUCCCACCUGUCUGGUGAACGCUGACCCUGAACAGCCUGCCUCACCCUCCGGACAUGCUGCUAUCAAAAGUGAUGGAGACACCCAUCAGUUUCCUGCUAAACCUCUGAGAGAGUCUCAGAGCCGACUGCUGAGUAACGGACAGACAUGGACAGACAGCGAGGGGACAGAGGAUAAAGACAGACAAGGCACAAGCAACCCAGCCAUGACUAUAGAAAAGGAAACCUAGAUCUGUUGCUGAAGGAGAAAAAGAUCCCUUUUGUGGUCAUGCGCUUUGUCCACGGAACAGUGAAGAAUCGUCUGCGUGCUGAAAAGGGUGCUCUGCUGCGGCAACAGACCAUUAUCCAUUGGGUUUCUAUCUAAUUGCUUGAGUAGGGUGCUUCUUUGUAAAAGCUGACUGUGCAGGAUUACCAGUAUGUAUAUUAAUGAGGAUAUGGUUAGGAACCAUAGAGUCCUUUGUACUCCGUGGAGACGUUGUGUAUGUACACUGUGCCUAAAGCUAACACACACUGAAACAGUUGCACUCUGGGUGACAUUGGACUUGCACACUUUGUGAUCCAGUUUGGUAGAGCUCAUAAUCAUCAAUUCAAAUGAUCACCAAAGUGAUUAUUUACAAUUAAUGCCUUGAUCAUACCUUUGUGUGGUGGAGAUUGUAUUUAAGGCUAAAUUUUAUAUAAAUUUUGGAUGAGCCAUUGUGGUUUUGUGCAUGCUGUGUGGUGCAUAUGUAUACAUGACAUUUCCGGUCCGUGACUAGAAAGCCUGUACGGCAACCUGAGGCACUGUAAUACAUACUGUGAUAGCUUUGUCAUGAAGUGCUGUCAAAAUGCAGUAGAAUUCUAAAGACCUUGUUUUUUAAGUUUCUCUUGUUGGCAUGUGUAGGCAAAGAUAUUAGUAUUUUUAAUGAUGUACAUGUUCCUGAUGAUAACCAGUGUCCACUGGGCCCAUUGUGUGUAUUGUUAAGAACUGCUUCAAUGUUCGAAAGUUCUUUACAACAGCAGUUCAAACAGAAAACAUUUUGCUGUAUUGAAAUUUCUCGGGCUCUUGCUUAACUUUCCAAAUACUGUACCUUGAACACGCUACUGAGCUGUGCAGGACCAAAUAAACAGGCGAGUUUUUAAUUCAAGCCGCCUCCAUGGAAAGAAUGAAGUACAGCCUGCUUGAAAAUAAGGAAAUGUUUUGACCUCAUAAGCACAGAAAGAAAAAAAAAAGUUGGCUCAUUUGCACUUUAGUCUUUAGAUGUGAAUAUUACAUAAACCUGCUUGCAGUUCUUUUCAAGUGAUCAACAGUGCUGAUGAAGAACAGUGCAUUAAGAAUGAGGUUAGGAAAUGUAGACCUUUCUACUACAAUUUGCAUUCUCUGAAAAUCAUUUUUUAUUUAGAAAGUGAUAUUCCUGUUCCAAAAUGUGGCACCGUGUUUUGAGAAAAGACCAUUAAUAUGGCUGCAAAUACAAAAGCAGAGUAUAAAGACACCAUGCUUUUGGUAUGAUGUUUACAGUUACCACACAUUGCAGAACUCUUGCUAGUGGUUUUGGAUGGAUGGCUGAAACGUUUCUAAGGGCUCUAUUACUCUUUGAUACUGCUUUUCAUUUAAUUUGAUCCCAAGAAUAUUGCAUGAAAUGGGACAUCUAACAAUGUAACCUUGUUUUUUCACCAAGGUAUAAUGAAAAAACACAGACAAGCCAAGACUUUCUAAAUGUGUUGAGGUGUUUUAAUGUGCCUGUUUGUAGUCUUAAUCAUGGAAGCUGUUCAGCGUAAGACUGACCAUCAUACUAUCCCAUGAACCAUACAGUAUAACCUAUAGCCUCUGGUAAUGCUAUGUAAACCACUUACUUGUAGAAAAAAAACAUGCUUUGGACUCAAUGAGACCAAAUGAAUCUGUACUGUACUGUUCUACAUAACCUGAUUUAUUUCUCAUGAACCAUCACUUAUGGAUGAGGCUAUACCAUAGAUGUUGAUGAAUGUCUUCAGUUGAAAUAAUAAAUCCAAUGUUUUAUGUACCCGUU
Colossoma macropomum (tambaqui) is the source of this 3007-nucleotide messenger RNA. It is a transcript of the gene zdhhc2, whose product is annotated as zinc finger DHHC-type palmitoyltransferase 2. The transcript is spliced from 13 exons. Gene Ontology annotation, molecular function: protein-cysteine S-palmitoyltransferase activity. Gene Ontology annotation, biological process: peptidyl-L-cysteine S-palmitoylation; protein targeting to membrane. The record is from RefSeq and is a predicted model, not a curated record. Gene Ontology annotation, cellular component: Golgi apparatus; endoplasmic reticulum. NCBI's taxonomy places the organism in Eukaryota, Metazoa, Chordata, Actinopteri, Characiformes, Serrasalmidae. Bases 134 to 1234 code for a protein of 366 amino acids.